Arabidopsis arenosa is the source of this 1953-nucleotide messenger RNA. Lineage: Eukaryota; Viridiplantae; Streptophyta; Magnoliopsida; Brassicales; Brassicaceae. The record is from the annotation of a GenBank genome assembly.
GAUUCAUUCUUCAUCUCUCGAGUUUGUGAUGAAUUUCUUCUCUGCUUGUCAAUGGAGAUGAUGAGCUCUUCUUCUUCUACUACUCAAGUUGUAUCAUUCAGAGACAUGGGGAUGUAUGAACCAUUUCAACAGUUAUCUGGUUGGGAGAAUCCUUUCAAAUCAGGUAUCAACAAUAUUACUAGUAAUCAGAAUAACAGUCAGGGUUCUUCAACAACUCUUGAGGUGGAUGCUAGACCAGAAGCAGAUGAUAACAAUAGAGCGAAUUAUACUUCUGUGUAUAAUAAUAACUCUAUUGAAGCAGAACCUUCGAGUAAUAAUAAACACGACGAAGAACGGAUCAAUGAUAAGAUGAAACGGCGUUUGGCUCAGAACCGAGAAGCUGCUCGCAAAAGUCGUUUGAGAAAGAAGGCCCAUGUUCAACAGUUAGAAGAAAGCCGGUUGAAGUUGUCUCAGCUCGAGCAGGAACUUGUUAGAGCUAGGCAACAGGGAUUAUGCGUACGCAAUUCAUCAGACACUAGUUAUCUAGGACCAGCUGGGAACAUGAACUCAGGUAUUGCUGCAUUUGAGAUGGAAUACACACACUGGCUAGAAGAGCAAAACAGGAGAGUUAGUGAGAUUCGAACAGCGCUCCAAGCUCAUAUAGGUGACAUUGAGCUCAAAAUGCUGGUAGAUACUUGCUUGAACCACUACGCAAAUCUCUUCCGCAUGAAAGCUGAUGCUGCAAAGGCUGAUGUGUUCUUCUUGAUGUCGGAAAUGUGGCGAACUUCAACUGAGGGCUUCUUCCAGUGGAUUGGAGUUGUCCGCCCAUCCGAGUUUUUAAAUGUUGUGAUGCCAUACGUUGAGCCCUUAACCGAUCAGCAACUGUUGGAGGUGCGUAACCUGCAACAGUCGUCUCAGCAAGCAGAGGAGGCUCUCUCUCAAGGCUUAGAUAAACUUCAGCAGGCUGUUCUGUACCCAGGGACGCGCCCUACUGUCUUAAGGAUCCGUUUUAAGUUCUUUCUAGCUACGCUGCUUCAUUGGCUGGUCUCCGUCGUGUUUGAGAUUGCUUUCAAUCUCCGGACGGAGCUUCUCUGGGUGAUUUGCGGUGGUUGUUUCUUUCAAUUGAUGAAUUGGGUGGUUCGUUCUUGGAUUUAUCGUGACCCUCUCUUUGUUAAUACCUCUGUCUCGCUUUUGCACUCAAUUAUCACCUCUGCAUCAGUGGUUUUCAUUCUGCUCAAUCAAUGCUUAGCCAAAGGUUUAGACGAGAUGUUCGAUCAUUCUGAGUUGUGGGAUAUGCUUCAGUACCGGUUAUACAGCGGCUUAAUACCUUCCAUUGUGGUUCACCACCUCAUCCUCCUCGUUUGCUUCACAUUGGCUCUAUACCGAAAUGUAACCAUCAACUACCUGAUUCUUACUCUCAUUUGUGAGAUGCAUUCGAUCUUUCUACACGUGAGGAAGCUAAGGAGAAUGGCGGGAAUCCGAGACAGCAACACAGCAUUGGUGAAACUAGAGUGGGUACUAAACUGGACAGCAUUUGUGUUUGCGAGGUGCAUUCCUCACAUUCUCAUCAGUGUCAAGCUGAUCAAAGAUGCACACAAGUUUGGGAAAGGCCUGGAGUUACCGAUGCUAUGGUUUGUUUGUUGUAUGACUAGUGCCCACACAUCUCUUGUUUUAUAUCUGAGGCUUUGCUACUAAGUUCUAAUAGCUUUCAGAUUUGUAUGUAUCUAUAGAAAAACUAUAUGUAGAUGUUUUUUGUUGAUGAUUACAGAGUUUUUUUCUUCUUGGGUUUUGGAAAACCGUACCAAACUAGAAUUUUGGUUCGGCUUGAAGACUCGAUCUUGGUUUGGUUUAGUAUAUUGCUUCUACUUGUUACACUAUCUAAAUCUUUUUCUUGCUUGUCUUGUCUAAUGCGUUCAGGUUAAAUGGCUAACAAUCAUACUUGUACUUAUAAUCUAAGAAAUUGUUUGUUUUAUC